Molecule: messenger RNA, 2813 nt
Organism: Oryzias melastigma (Indian medaka)
Lineage: Eukaryota; Metazoa; Chordata; Actinopteri; Beloniformes; Adrianichthyidae
Product: zinc finger protein 184
Exons: 2
Coding region: 262-1872 (536 amino acids)
Biological process (GO): regulation of transcription by RNA polymerase II
Molecular function (GO): RNA polymerase II cis-regulatory region sequence-specific DNA binding; DNA-binding transcription factor activity
Source: RefSeq, a predicted model, not a curated record
GGCGCUAGCAGCGUUAGCUUGUGCUGAGAGAACGACGGUGUUUUGUUGGGACGUUCGUGAUGUUUGUGGACAGAAAUGUAGCGAUACGUGGUUCGGUUCCGAACAAUCCUCUUUAGCUAAAGUGUCGUAAAUGAGUGAAUGCGUGUUGAACGUAAAGACAACGUGGCUGUGAUUGUGAGACUAGCAGAUGAUCGGAGCUGCUGCUGUUCAGAGGACUUUGGUGUUUGUUGGAGCUGAAGAUCUUCUGCAGCUGCAGGAACCAUGUCUUCAGAACCUCAGGAAGAUUCUCACAGAGAACAACUUUCUGCUGCUGAAGGAACCAUCGUCCAGAACGAGGAGGAGCUCUGUGGUCAGAGAGGACUGAUCUGCUGGAACCCGGAGCUUCAGCUCCACGUUGUCGUCCUCCCCCAGGGUUAUGUGACUGAUCUUUGCAACCAACAGAGGAAUGUAUCAGUUGAACUGCAAGAACUAGACCCUACACAGAUUAAAGAAGAACCGGAGGAACAAGACGCUACACAGAUUAAAGAAGAACCAGAGGAACAAGAACCCACACAAAUUAAAGAAGACCAGGAGGAACAAGAAACUCCACAGAUUAAAGAAGACCAGGAGGAACAAGAACCUCCACAGAUUAAAGAAGACCAGGAGGAACAAGAACCUCCACAGAUUAAAGAAGAUCAGGAGGAACAAGAACCUCCACAGAUUAAAGAGGAGAAGCAGGAAGAACCACAACCUCUACUGACAAAGCAGGAGCAAGAAGGGUUCUGCAUCAGUCAGGAUGAAGAGCAGCUUGAUCUAAAGCAAGAGACUGAAACCUUGAUGGAGAUUCCUACUUAUGAGGGAAAUGGUCACAGUGAAGGAGAUCUAAACCAUCUGCAGAGCUUUAAUGUAUCACCAUCAACUACUGUUGUAGAGACAGACCCACAGAAAGGAGAUCAAGUGAGAAGAGACAGAUGUCAGGUCCAAAAUGUGGACAGCCCUAACACAUCUGGAAGUAGGUCUGUUUCUGAUAUUUGCAAUAAUUCAAGAAAGAUAUAUAUAGUUAUGGAAUGCAAACAAUCCCCAAAAGAAAACGAACUUACUUCUGUCACGUCUGGUAAAAGAACCAGAAUUGCACAAGAACCUUAUGUCUCUGAAGAAUGUGAUGAAACUUCUGGUAAUAAGUUCAGAAAUCACUCGAGCGUCCAAACAAAAAGGAUUUCUUGUAUAGAAUGUAAUAAAAAAUUUAGUAGUGUGACUUGUCUCAAAACACACAUUAGAACUCACACACAGCCCUUUUCUUGUAAUAAAUGUGAUAAAAGUUUUACUCAAAGUGUUGAUCUUAGAUCGCACUUGAAAACUCAUGCAAAAGUGACAAUUUUUUCUUGUGAUAUAUGUGACGACAGUUUUGGUACAAAAUCGAGUCUCAAAGCACACAAGAAAAUUCAUGAAAGACAAAGACGUUUUUCUUGUAAGGAAUGUGAUGAAAGUUUUACUCGAGUUCUUGAUCUUAAAGCGCACAUGAGAACUCAUCCAAGAGUGAAGCUUUUUUCUUGUAGUAAAUGUGAUAACAGUUUUAGUGAAAAAUCUAGUCUUAAAGCACACAUGAGAACUCAUGAAGAAGAAAAACGUUUUUCUUGUAACGAAUGUGAUGAAACUUUUACUCAAGUUGAUAAUCUUAAAGCACACAUGAGAACUCAUGAGGAAAGGCCUUUUUCUUGUAACGAAUGUGAUGAAAGUUUUACUCGAAUUGUUCAUCUUAAAUCGCACAUGAGUACUCAUUCAAGAGAAAGGCCUUUUUUUGGGAAAGUUGUAAUCAAGGACUUAGUGGAACCUACAAGACCCAAGAAACGGGAACUAUACUUUAUGGUCCGCAAAACAAAAGAAAACGCCUAAGUUUUGGAUUUAGGCAAGAAUGUACAGAGGCAAUUCAAAGUGCUUUACAUGAAACAAUUGAAAGAAAUAGUAAACUAAAAUAGCAAAGUUUAAGAAAACUAGAUUUUUUUUCAAAAAGGGAAAUGUUUGGUAUUGCUGGGGUCCACCGUAAUCAAUUAAUUCACUCCAAACACUUGUUAAAGGUUUUCUGAGCCUUUAAAUGGUUUCUUAGUCUGAGUUAGUACAAUACAAUAGAUUGUGCUGACGACCUGUGUGGAGAUUCCUUCAUUUUCCACCAGGACUUUGAUGAUUCCAACUCUGCUAAAAGUACAGACAAUUUCUUCCAAUAACCAUGAUGUUACUGUGUUUGAUUAACCAGCAAAAUUCCCUGACUUGAACGUGAUUUAAAACACAAAAAUCUUUUAGGAAGAUUACACAUCAGAUCCAACAAUGAAGAUGACUUAACAUCACCUGUAGAAUCAUCCUGAGCUUUCAUUACAUGUACACAAAACCACGGGCUGACGAAAUAUGUGGCAUUAAUAUGGUAAUUCAGUUGAAAAUAAAUCAACAAAUGUUUUUUUUUAUUUUACUUUAUGGGAACUCUAUUAUUAUGUUAAUAUUGUUUAUGGUUAUUGACAUUACUGACAUUUAUAUAAUUUGAUAUGGUUAGUAUCUGAACUUGUAUUUAGAUAAAUGACUAUCGCAACCAUGUAUCAUUGUCAAAUUAUGCAGAUUAUUGAGGGGAAGGGAUUUAAAAAAAUGCUUCUUCCCUUCCUGUUUCAAGCAUCAACGGUGUAGUUUAUAUAAUAGAAAAUAAGGAUAUCAGAGGUACAAGGAUGUAUACUCUCUGAAUCUGAUUGUGACUUAAUUUUGGUUAUUUGUAUAUCUGAUGGUUCUAUGUUGGUUGAAUUGUGUUGUAAUUGACCAUGCUUGAAACAAUUAAUAAACUCGAACUUUUGUUA